GGGCAGAGGCAGCGGCACUCUCCCAGCACCAGCACCGGGGAAGGGACCCUCCCCUCGCCAUGGCGUCCCUGGGGCAGAUCAUCUUCUGGAGCAUUAUUAGCAUCAUCAUUGUGUUGGCUGGAGCCAUUGCCCUUAUCAUCGGUUUUGGUAUUUCAGGCACACACUCCAUCUCAGUCACGACUCUCACCUCGGCUGGGAACAUCGGGGAGGACGGAAUCCUGAGCUGCACUUUUGAACCUGACAUCAAACUUUCUGAUAUCGUGAUACAGUGGCUAAAGGAAGGUGUUAUGGGCUUCGUCCAUGAGUUCAAAGAAGGCAAAGAUGACUUGUCAGACCAGAAUGAGAUGUUCAGAGGCCGGACAGCCGUGUUUGCUGAUCAAGUGAGAGUUGGCAAUGCUUCUCUGAGGCUGAAAAAUGUGCAACUCACAGAUGCUGGCACCUAUAAAUGUUACAUCAUCACUUCCAAAGGCAAGGGGAAUGCUAACCUGGAGUAUAAAACUGGAGCCUUCAGCAUCCCAGAGAUGGAUGUGGACUAUAAUGCCAGCUCAGAGAGCUUUCGAUGUGAGGCUCCCCGAUGGUUCCCCCAGCCUACAGUGGUCUGGACAUCCCAAGUUGACCGAAGAACCAACUUCUCAGAAGUCUCCAAUACCAGCUUUGAGCUGAAUUCUGAGAAUGUAACCAUGAAGGUUGUAUCUGUACUCUACAAUGUCACAAUCAACAACACAUACUCCUGUAUGAUUGAGAACAACAUUGCCAAAGCCACGGGGGAUAUCAAAGUGACAGACUCUGAGAUUAGAAGGCGGAGUCACCUAGAGCUGCUGGACUCAAAGGCCUCCCUGUGUGUCUCUUCUUUCUUUGCCAUCGGCUGGGUACUCCUACCUCUCUCCUCUUACCUGGUCCUAAAAUAACGUGCCUUGGCCACACAGAAACGUGCAAAGUCAUUAGUACAGCAGAAUCCCAGGAAUCUGCAGAACAAUUUCACCACAAGAUAUAACCUAGUUUUCUAUUUCUUGGGGGAAAUGAAUUCAUGCCUAAAAGCCUGGAGUGAACAUCCAAGAUCAAGAAGCAAAAAGAAGCCAAAAGCAACCCACUGAAGACUCCAAUAUGAACAAGAUAAAUCUAUCUUCAAAGACACGUAUUAAAAGUUGGGGAAAUAAUUCAUCUGAACUAGAGAAGUGUGUUAAGACUGCGAAGUAAAAUGCAUGUGGGGACAAGUGUACCCCCCCAUAUCUCAGGGACCUCCCUUUACCCAUCCCCAGUUGGGGAGUGAGAGGGUGGGCUAUUGCAGCUCCCCGUCUCUGGAUCUUGUUAUCCUGCUGUAAUGUCGCCCCCAGAAAGUUUCAAUUGCAAUAUGUCCAUGCUUAAACUUCUGUGGAAACAGCAAGAAGCUGCUAGUCAGCUGCCACUUCACAACAGAGGUGGCUGCAUCUUAGUGGUGGGUCCAACGAUCCGCUUGUCACUAUGAUGCUUCCAAACGUGCCUCGGCAUCUCUUCCCACCUGACAAACGCUGAACAAGUGUGGGACGUGACUGUAAUUUUAAGGUAAAAAUCGUAGUUGGGGGACAUUUUCUAAAUGAUCCGAGUACCUUCUUUUCAAAAACAAACAAAUGCCAUUUUAUUUCUCAGGUGACGUUUAGCCUUGAGUGGGCUCGGAAAGGCCUCCCAUCUUGGCCACAUGGGCGUUAAGUCACCACAAGGUCGCAGGCUUGUGCUUUCCAGCCUGUGUGGCCUGAGAGGACCUCAGGUCUCAACAGCAUCUAGAGCAGUGAGACUCACUCAACCGGGCUCAUUCUGCAAACCCCCAGGGAUAUUUAGAAAUGUUUGGAGACUUUAACUAUCACAAUUUUGGGGGAGGGAUGCUACUGGCAUCUAGUGAAUAGAACUCAGCGCCCUACAAUGCACACGACAUCCACCCACAACAAAGAAUUAUCCAGCCCAGUAUGUCAAUCAUGCUGAGGUUAAGAAACCCUGAUGCUGAAUAGGAAAGGAUCUUAAAAAUAGGCAUUAGCCUCUGUCACGUAGGCUGCGGUCUCAGACCAGAGAGCCAGAAGUCAGUUUGGGGCAACCAGGAAUUUCUGACGGAUUAUCUGCAGCUGUUGAGCUUCUGAGUUCCUUUCCCUUAGUUUUUCUCUACAAAUAAAGUUCUGUGAGGGACCUGCUUGAGUUCCAUCUCAAGUUCUCCCUCUCUGAAUUUAGAUCUCAGAACCCUACCUAGUCACAUUCAAAUUAAGACAAUAAAAACAUGUACCUUCCUUGAAGCCCACAGAGAAAUCUGAAAGCAGGGACAAUAAACCUUUGAAAGGAGGCCCUGAGGAACGAGGCUUUGAUAGGAAAGAAUAUUUUGUUUCCAGCCCCCUACCCACACCUUUCACGUGUUGACUACGGCCUCCCGGGCACUUUGGACCCACCACGAUUGUAUUACAUUUUGUUAUAGAAAACUUGAUUGUAUAGUUCUGAUCACUCAUGAGAAUGAUUAAAUAUGCAUUUCCUA
Molecule: messenger RNA, 2491 nt
Organism: Myotis brandtii (Brandt's bat)
Lineage: Eukaryota; Metazoa; Chordata; Mammalia; Chiroptera; Vespertilionidae
Gene: VTCN1
Product: V-set domain containing T cell activation inhibitor 1
Exons: 6
Coding region: 60-908 (282 amino acids)
Source: RefSeq, a predicted model, not a curated record